Taeniopygia guttata (zebra finch) is the source of this 862-nucleotide messenger RNA. RefSeq names its product centromere protein V (gene CENPV). Gene Ontology annotation, molecular function: carbon-sulfur lyase activity. The record is from RefSeq and is a predicted model, not a curated record. NCBI's taxonomy places the organism in Eukaryota, Metazoa, Chordata, Aves, Passeriformes, Estrildidae.
UGUCCCCCGUGUCCCCUCUGUCCCCCGUGUCCCGCCUGUCCCCCCGUGUCCCCUCUGUCCCCCCGAGCCCCAUGCCGGUGGGGCGCACACGGCGCUGCCGGCGGGGCAGCGCGGCUGCGGGCGGGCCGCCCGUGGCCCGGAGCAGGAACAGCGGGGAAAGCCCGGCCCGGGCUAAGGAGGAGCCCCCCGAGGCGAAGGAGGAGCCCCCCGUGCCCGGUGCCGUGGAUCUGGGGGCGCAGAGCCGGCGCUGGGCCGCAUUCCUGCAGCAGCACCGGCUGAGCAGCGAGGAGGCGGCGCAGCUGCUGCUGGACGCCUUUGAAUGCAAGAGUUUGGUGAAGCACACAGGAGGCUGUCACUGUGGAGCCGUCCGCUUUGAGGUCUGGGCUUCAGCAGACCUGCACGUGUUCAACUGCAAUUGCAGCAUUUGCACGAAGAAACAGAACCGACACUUCAUUGUGCCAGCGUUGCGUUUCAAGCUGCUGCAGGGUGCUGACAACUUGACAACAUACACCUUCAACACACACCGUGCCAAACACAUGUUCUGCAAGACCUGUGGUGUUCAGAGUUUUUAUAUUCCUCGUUCUAACCCUGAUGGUUAUGGAAUCGCUCCCCACUGCCUGGAUGAUGGCACUGUGCAGGUCAUUAUCACAGAGGACAUCAAUGGCAAGGAAUGGGAGGAAGCAGUGAGGAAACAUAAGACCAUCAGAGACAUGUCAAAACCCUGACACCCUUCCAGCAGCCUUGGGAGCACUGCCGUGGAACUUCAGUCUGGGGUUUCCUGGGUGAUGCUUGGUGAAACCAGUCUACAUUCCUGUUACCUGUUCUCUGUUUCUUAAAUAAAUCUUUCUAUGCUGAUUGCCCC